CAGCCGGAAGUGGACUGGUGUUCAGUUUCAGAGGAGGAUGUAAACGCAGUCAUGGCCUUUUUAAAGACUCCGGAGCGGUCAAAAGAAAGGUUUUCUCUUCUGCUGCUGGAUCUUGAGGAGUAUUACUUCGAACAACACACUGCGUACCAUGUGACCUCUGCAUCCCCCAAAGAGAGAAAAGUCAGAGGAUCGUUGAAGAUCUGCUCCAAAUCUGUCAUUUUUGACCCAGAUGAUUUUCAAACACCAAUUUUAAAGAUUCCUCUUCGUGACUGUAAAAAAAUAGAGUUUGUGCAGAAAGACACCAAUCCGUUUAAUGAGCCUAAACCGUCGGCCGUGUCCAUUUCUUGUGGACAGGUUUUUUACAUCAAGGAAAGCAACGUGAUCGCGCCGUAUCGAAUAGAACGGGGAACAAAGAGACUCACUUUUCAGUUGGAGGUUUGGACUAAAACUGAAGAUGUUGUUCAAACGUUAUUACAGCUCCACAGAGCGUCUUGUCUGGAUAAACUUGGAGAUCAGACGGCCAUGAUUGAGGCUAAUCUUCAGUCUCGUUUGGCGAGGACCUCAUUCGACAAAAACUGUUUCCAGAGCGUUGCGGAGAAGCCUCAUAUGGAGUGUGCAGUGGAGAUGGUGGCGCCCCUAGUGUCCAACCCAGGUCACGUCUGCAUCACCGACGAAAACCUCUACUUCCAGCCUCUCAACGGAUACCCAGAGCGAGUUAUUCAGAUUAAACUUCACAGCGUCCGAAGAAUUUACAAGAGGAGACAUGGACUGAGGCCUCUGGGUCUUGAAGUGUUUUGCUCAGAGAACGACUUCUGCUCAGACAUUUACCUGAAGUUUUAUAAAACUGCAGACAGAGACGACAUUUAUUAUUACAUCGCCACGUUUCUCGAAAACCACCUGACGGAGCACACGGUGGAGAGCUACAUGCUGCAGUGGCAGCGCGGUCUCCUGAGUAACUACCAGUAUCUGCUUCACCUGAACAACCUGGCGGACCGCUCGUGUAACGACCUGUCCCAGUACCCCGUGUUCCCCUGGGUGCUCUCCGACUACGGCAGCGCGCAGCUCGAUCUGACAAACGCUGCUUCCUUCAGAGACUUGAGUAAACCUGUUGGAGCCUUGAAUAAAGAGCGACUGGACAGACUCCUGGCUCGAUAUCGGGGGAUGCCUGAGCCCAGUUUUCUGUACGGGAGCCAUUAUUCAUCUCCAGGAUACGUCCUGUUUUAUCUGGUCAGAGUCGCUCCAGAGCACAUGUUGUGUUUACAGAACGGACGCUAUGACCACGCAGAUCGCAUGUUCAACAGCGUUGGUGAAACGUGGAGAAACUGUUUAGAGGGAGCCACAGACUUUAAAGAGCUUAUACCGGAGUUUUAUGGGACGGACUUCACUUUCCUGGAAAAUCGUCUGGGGCUGGAUUUGGGAAGACGGCAGAAUGGGAGUUAUGUUGGAGACGUGGUUCUUCCUCCGUGGGCUUCAGACGCCCGUGACUUCCUUCAGAAGCACAGAACGGCCCUGGAGAGUCAGUUUGUGUCUGAGCAUCUUCACGAGUGGAUCGAUUUAAUAUUUGGAUUUAAACAGAGAGGAAGUGAAGCCGUCGCAGCUCAGAACGUGUUUCAUCCUUUGACGUAUGAGGGCGGAGUCGACUGUGACAGCAUUGAUGAUCCAGACCAGAGAAUCGCGAUGUUGACUCAGAUCCUGGAGUUCGGACAGACCCCGACCCAACUGUUCACGAGCCCCCACCCCCAGAGAAUCACCCCCCGAUUCCACAACAUCACACGCAGCCCCAGCAUCACCUCCCCCGGCAGCGAACUCUCCCCCGCCUCUCCCAGCGCCGACUCCUCCUUUGAAGACCUGACGGAGGAGAGCAGGAGACUGGCCUGGGUCAACAUGGGAAAUCUGACCCUCGUGUCCAGCCACAAAAUCCACAAAGAGGCUGUCACUGGCAUCACUGUUACACGAGACGGAUCUGCCAUUUUCUCCACGUCUCAAGACUCGACCUUAAAGAUGUUUUCUAAAGAGCUGAAGGAUUUCCAGAGGAGCAUGUCGUUCUCAAACAUGGCGUUGUCCUCGUGUUUGCUGCUCGCCGACGGAAAAACUGCAGUGUGCUCCUCAUGGGACAACAACGUAUAUUUCUACUCUGUCCCGUUCGGUCGGCGUCAGGACACGCUCAUGGGUCACGACGAUGCGGUCAGUGCGAUUCGCUGGUUUGACGAUCGGCUCUACACGGCGUCGUGGGACUCGACGGUUAAGGUUUGGCACUGCGCCGCUGAAAACGCUCAUAAAAGAUCUCAGUUUGAACUCCUGGCUGAACUAGAGCACGAUUCCGGGGUGAACAGUAUAAACCUGAGCUCUGCUGGGACUCUGCUCGUCUCCGGAUGUAAAGACGGGACGGUCUCUGUGUGGGACACUCAGAGCCACACGGAGCUGCAGCAGGUGGAGUGUCACAGCGGCAACAUCCACCACACGAGCUUCAGUCCAGACAGCAGACAUGUCCUGAGUGUGGGGGACGACUGCUGUAUGAAGGUCAUCGAUGUGCAGACGGGAAUGGUGAUGUCAUCAGUGAAAUCCGACGAGGAGCAGAGGUGUUUCUGUUGGGACGGGAGCUCGGUGCUGUGUGGGGGUCAGUCUGGAGACCUGCUCCUGUGGGACCUCCUGAGCAGCACCGUCAUCAAGAGGAUCCCGGCUCACUCGGGUCCCGUCACGGCGAUGUGGAUGAACGACCUGUGCACCACCGUGAUCAGUGGAGGAGAAGACAAGCAGAUCAUGUUCUGGAGGCUAUAGCUGCACGAGCCUCUUAUGGACAAAGACUCUGUUACAACAUCAGAAAACCCAAGUACCGACCUCUUGUCCCGGUGGACGCACUGUACCACGACGUGUACAGGGCUCGGCGUUAACACAUCCAAACGAUUCCUUCCUGAAUGAGUUUGUUUUUUUCUCAUCUAAAAUAUAUUUUAUCCCACAGUCAGUGAGAAUAACAAUGUAAAGUAGUUCCGGCAGCAGCUAAAUCACAUUCUAUAUCACUGCUCUGCUCCGUCACCAUGGCAACGGGUAAAAACGAGUAGAAUGUAGGAACUAGCUUCAUUUAAAACACCAAAAUAACUUGUUUUUUUUGUGGUGUUCUACGACUGCACGGAUUAAAACUGAAGACUCUGGCUCCAAUUCAGUUUCUACGUAAAAACUGUCCCCUCUCUGUCUCUGCUGCUUCAGACUCGUCAUUUUGGUCUUAAAUGUUUGUAUUAACCUGCUCUGCAUUAUCCUGGGGUUCAUUUUUUUUCUUAUUAUUUUGAGUUUAUUUUUUAAGUUUUAUAUAAUUUUUUUUUUUUGUUAUAUUUUCUUAAUUUUUUUUUGUUAUUUGGAGUUUUUUUUAAAAUUUCUAUUCUUUUUUUUGUUUAGUUUAUUUUCUUAUUUUUUGUUUGUUAUUUUGAGGGUUUUGUUUUGUGGGUUUGUGCUCCGUCUCUGUAGCUGCUGCUGUCAGACUCAUUAUUUUGGUCUAAAUAGUAAAAUAAAAACCCCAUGAUCAUGUAGAGCGUUAAUAUGAACAUUUAAGACUGAAGCAAAGACGUUAAUGUCCAGCCCUGGACGUCCACAGGAGCCGGACGAAGGACCUUUGUCGACUUUGAAAUGGCCUUUUCAUUUUUGCCUCGAUAAACGUCACAUAUGAAGCCUGAAAACAUGAUGUCAUAUGUUUUUUUACCUGCGUUUGCUGCUGUUUGAUUUGCACUGUGUGUGUGUGUGUGUUGGGGUGUGUGUGUGUGUGUGUUUGUGUGUUUGUGUGUGUGUGUGUGUUGGGGUGUGUGUGUUUGUGUCUGUGGGGGUGUGUGGGGGUGUGUUUGUGUGUUACGUGUCAUUUGUGCUUUUCGAGUCUUUUAAAAACUCAGGUGUGAUUCAGGAACGACAAAGACCUGAAAACAUUAUCCCUGGUGUUUUUCUGUUUUUAUUUUCAGUGUUUCAGUGUUGAUUUCUACAGCGGUGGAAGUAAAAGUACAGAAAAUAUACUCAAGUAAAAAUAUCACAUGGAAAAAAUGUAUUUAAAUAAAAGUAUUAAAGUACCUGAGUAAAAAUGUGCUUAAAGAGU
Periophthalmus magnuspinnatus is the source of this 4072-nucleotide messenger RNA. It is a transcript of the gene nsmaf, whose product is annotated as neutral sphingomyelinase (N-SMase) activation associated factor. The transcript has 31 exons. Lineage: Eukaryota; Metazoa; Chordata; Actinopteri; Gobiiformes; Gobiidae. Bases 52 to 2778 code for a protein of 908 amino acids. Gene Ontology annotation, molecular function: protein binding. The record is from RefSeq and is a predicted model, not a curated record.